UCACUAGCCAGUGUUUUUAUUGCUCUCCUUCACUUCUUCACUUCAGCUCAGCUUUGCUCUCUCCUCCUUCACUCCUCCACACUGAAAUCUCACUGCCAUUGCCAAUGGCGGCUCGCCACCUCCUCCUCCCGGUGCUCCUCCUCGCCGCCGCCUCCGCGGUGACCUCCCAGUCGUCUCCGGCCGGCGCGCCCAGCUCCGGCGCGGCGCACUCACCGGCCGCCUCCGCACCUUCGUCUUCUUCCAAGAACCGCCACCGCCACAUCUCCACCUCCCCCGCCGCGUCCCCGUCCCACUCCGGCAACAAGCUCACCUCCCCGGCGACCUCCCCGGCGCCGACGACGUCGCCUCCGCCCGCCGCGGCCACCUCCCCGUCGCCCGCAUUGCCGCCUCCCGCCGCCGCGCCGGCGCCGACGACGGUGUCGCCGUCUCCCCCGGCGCCGGCCCCGGUGCUCGGCGCGCCGCCGCCCACAUUGCCCCCGCCGGUGGCCGCGCCGCCGGUAGCGCUCGCCCCGGCGCCGGCAUUGUCGUCGUCGCCGCCGCCGACACCGGCGCCCCUCGCGCCGGCUCCCGUCAUCGCCGCGGCGCCCGCGCCGUCCGACGACGUCCCGGCGCCCGCGCCGGCGACCAAGAAGCCGAAGAAGAAGCGCAUCUCCCCGGCAGGCUCCCCCCUCGCCGCCGCCUCGCCGGCGACCACCGCCGCCUUCGCCCCCGGCCCCGGCCCCUCCGCCGCCGAUAUGUCGAGCGACGCGGCGCGAGGGUACAGCGCGGUGGGAGGAGGCGCGGCCCUGCUGCUGAUGCUGCUGCUGUGGCUGACGGUGGGCCCGGCCUUCGUCUGAGCCGGUGGGGGCCACCUGUCAGAGAGCCACUGCCGCUGUUACUGUCACAGUGUCACUACCGAUCAUUGCUUCUGUAGAGAGAGAGAGAGAGAGGUGUAGAGUUUGAGAGAGACGCUUUGAUAGUGUCAGUAUUAUUAGUGCAACUGCUGCGGCUACUUUUGCCUGAGCUUGUAUGCUAGUAGUAUUAAUACUUGCUACAGUAGUAUUGUGUUUUGGAGUAUUACCUGCAUUGAUCUGCAGCACAUUGUUUACCUAUCCAUAUGAUGAUGAUUAGUAGUACCACUAUUGCUUAUCAAUGAUCCACAUUCUGCUGCAA
Oryza sativa Japonica Group (Japanese rice) is the source of this 1152-nucleotide messenger RNA. RefSeq names its product classical arabinogalactan protein 9. Lineage: Eukaryota; Viridiplantae; Streptophyta; Magnoliopsida; Poales; Poaceae. The record is from RefSeq and is a predicted model, not a curated record.